UGCCGUUUAUUGACCGUACUAAGCUGGGCAGGGAAGGUCCGUACUUCCAAGAACCACAUUCGAGCUCCGAUAACUCUCGGUGCCCCAAGAGGGUGGGACGGGGCCGUGUAAUGGCCGGUGAUGUUGGUGAGGAGAGAGAGGGAGUGCUGCAACUCGGAAGAAAAUAAAGCUCUUUCGUGGAGCUCGUGCACGCGUUUAGAGGGCUUUUUGCAAUUACUUUGCCUCAAAACCAUCCGGAAUCCGGCCCUUCCCAUCGCACUGCUACAGUCCUAGACACCUUUUCGCCCCAAACUGUGCAAGUGUCUCUUGCCGGGGCUUGCCUCGCUCAUCCUCAGUGCUGCGAACCUGAGGAGUUACUGUCUGUUCCCUGCUGAAAAGCCGGACCGGCACCUCUUCAAGAUUCCGCUUCUUUCAUCCGGAGUUGCCCCUCUCCUCCCCCACAGCCACUUGGGUUCCAGUUUAGUCUUGCCGACGACUUUCUCUGCCUGGCAUGCCCUUGCUCUCAAAUGUCACAGCUCCUAUGAAGCCUCACUCAAAUUCUAUAGGAAGCAAAGACCCACAAUGAUAAAUGAAGGUUUCUAAACCUCCAGUGACAUUAAGAAACCAAGCUCUUAUGGAUGAAAAUGAGAGAAGUCAUCUAUGUGCUGAAAAGUAUUUACAUCAGUUAAGAUCAUUCCCAGAACCUCAGAAGAACACUGCUGAGGGUUACUACUCUUCUGUUCUGCAUCAUCUGAGGUGGGAAGGAAUCCAGAGGAUGGCUCUGAGUGACUGUUUGCUUCUGAACUUGGAAGUGGACCGUUCCGUGCACUGCAACAAUAGUGUGGAGCUCCCCGUGAAUGACGACUGGUUCCAUCCAGCGAUCCUCUAUGUCAUCCCUGCAGUUUAUGGAGUCAUCAUUCUGAUAGGCCUCGUUGGCAACAUCACCCUGAUCAAGAUCUUCUGUACUGUGAAGUCCAUGCGAAACGUGCCGAACCUGUUCAUCUCCAGCCUGGCUUUGGGAGACCUGCUCCUCCUGGUAACCUGUGCGCCCGUGGAUGCCAGCAGGUACCUGGCUGACAAAUGGCUGUUUGGCAGGAUUGGCUGCAAACUGAUCCCCUUUAUCCAGCUUACCUCGGUAGGGGUGUCUGUCUUCACACUCACGGCUCUCUCGGCAGACAGGUACAAAGCCAUCGUGCGGCCGAUGGAUAUCCAGGCCUCCCAUGCCCUGCUGAAAAUCUGCCUCAAAGCCGCACUGAUCUGGAUCGUCUCCAUGCUGCUGGCCAUCCCAGAGGCCGUGUUUUCUGACCUACAUCCCUUCCAUGAGGAAAGCACCAACCAGACCUUCAUUAGCUGUGCCCCGUACCCACACUCUAAUGAGCUGCACCCCAAAAUCCACUCCAUGGCUUCCUUCCUGGUCUUCUACAUCAUCCCGCUGUCGAUCAUCUCUGUGUACUACUAUUUCAUCGCCAGAAAUCUGAUCCAGAGUGCCUACAAUCUCCCCGUGGAAGGGAAUAUACAUGUCAAGAAGCAGAUUGAAUCCAGGAAGCGCCUGGCCAAGACAGUGCUGGUGUUCGUGGGUCUCUUCGCCUUCUGCUGGCUCCCCAACCAUAUCAUCUACCUGUACCGCUCCUACCACUACUCCGAGGUGGACACCUCCAUGCUCCACUUCGUCACCAGCAUCUGCGCCCGCCUUCUGGCCUUCACCAACUCCUGCGUGAACCCUUUUGCCCUCUACCUGCUGAGCAAGAGCUUUAGGAAGCAGUUCAACACCCAGCUCCUCUGUUGCCGGUCUGGCCUGAUGAGCCGGUCUCACAGUGCCGGCAGAAGUACCAGCUGCAUGACCUCCUUCAAGAGCACCAACCCCUCCGCCGCCACCUUCAGCCUCAUCAAUGGAAACAUCUGUCACGAGGGGUACGUCUAGACUCACCCUUGACCCUGCCCCCCUGGUUUUGCUUUAUGGCUGGUGAGGAACCCUCGCAUCACUGGUUGUUUCUAUACCCUCCGAAGACCCUUUGGCAGGCUUGUGAGUGAUCUGGGUGGGUAGGGGAGAGGCCCAAAUGGGUCACUUGGAAGGCCUAUCAUGGCUUGCAUUUUCCAUUUCAACUUGUGGGCGCUGCUUCGGAGGUAGAACUUUCCCUUUUUAAGAAAAGGGAACAAAUAAGAAAUCUAUAUUUUAAGCAUUAAACCCUGAGAUACAGAUGUGCUCAACUAAGUCAUAGAAACUACAUGAACAGCCAGAUUUAUAUAGCAGAGAAAUUGUACAUUGACUGCUUUCUGAAAAACCUCCCCUUGUCAUUUCUUUAAGCAGAAGCUAGUGCUUUAUGAAUGUGAUUUGAGUCAUUUUUCAGGAAUAUUUAUAAUCACAAACCAAGGAACUUAUUUUUACACUUGUAAUGUGAAAAGCCAACCCUCGGAGAGUCCCAUAUAUACAGGACAGUCCCCAAAUUGAUAACACUGGAAGCCAAUUUCAAACAAAUCCCUGAGUUUCGAUUGUUUUUAAAAGACAUAGCUGAGGACAUAGGAAAAACAUUCACUGCAUCAUUUUAAGGCAAAAACACAACCAAACAUGCCGACACAUAUAUCAAGAUGCACAUGUGCCUGUGGAGUGACAGUUCUAACUCAGCGCAGGUCCU
Cervus elaphus (red deer) is the source of this 2612-nucleotide messenger RNA. RefSeq names its product gastrin releasing peptide receptor (gene GRPR). Lineage: Eukaryota; Metazoa; Chordata; Mammalia; Artiodactyla; Cervidae. Gene Ontology annotation, molecular function: G protein-coupled peptide receptor activity. Gene Ontology annotation, biological process: G protein-coupled receptor signaling pathway. The transcript is spliced from 6 exons. The record is from RefSeq and is a predicted model, not a curated record. The coding region runs from base 569 to 1900 and encodes 443 amino acids. Gene Ontology annotation, cellular component: membrane.